AUGAGCAGCAAUAUAUCUAAUAAUAAUGUAAUUGAAAGAGCUGUUGACAUAAACACUAUUGCAGAGCCAUCCUCAAAGAAGAGAGAUAAAGAAGUAAAGGAUUGGGAUUAUUUAAAUUUAAACAUUGAAUAUCCACAUUAUGAUUUACCAACUGAAAUUGAAGAUCUAUUUAGUAUACUAUUAGAGACUAGUUCGUUAAAUGAGUAUAAAAAAUGUCUUCAUAAUGCCACUUUUGACUGUGAAAAUGAUAUAGAGAUGAUAUUUGUAACAGAUGUUUUAUUAUGGUUUGCAAAAAACAUACUCAGCACUACAUUGACUUUCCAUAGUAUAACAAAUAAGGAUGAAGCAUUGUUAGGAUCACUUAUGAUUCAUCCUGUACUACAAUACCUUGAUAUGCAAUCUGAGCUUGAUGCUGAAAAAGCUGAUAUUGUACCAAGCAGUGGAAAUAAUAGCAUAAUAAUACGAGAAACACAGGAAAAUUAG
Entrophospora sp. SA101 is the source of this 483-nucleotide messenger RNA. The record is from the annotation of a GenBank genome assembly. Lineage: Eukaryota; Fungi; Glomeromycota; Glomeromycetes; Entrophosporales; Entrophosporaceae.